This is a messenger RNA of Conger conger (European conger), 1373 nucleotides long. RefSeq lists its product as uncharacterized. The transcript is spliced from 4 exons. Bases 241 to 1158 code for a protein of 305 amino acids. The record is from RefSeq and is a predicted model, not a curated record. NCBI's taxonomy places the organism in Eukaryota, Metazoa, Chordata, Actinopteri, Anguilliformes, Congridae.
UCGACAACAACUGCAGCCCUGAUUACAACUGAGGCAUUGACUACAACUGCAGAAACAACAACGACAGCCCCUAUUACAACUGCAGCCCCCACUACAACUGGUGCCCCGACAACAACUUCUGCACCCACAACAACUGCAGCCCCAACAACAACUGCAAAGCCGACAACAACUGCUGCACCUACUUCAACUGCAACCCCCACUACAACUGUAGCCCCAACUAUAACUGCAGCCCUGAGUACAAUGGUAGGCCCGACUACAACUGCAGCCCCAAUAACAACUGUAGCCGCCCCCACAACUGCAGCCCCCAUAACAACAGCAGCCCUCACUACAACAGCAGCCUCUCCUACAACUGCUGCUUCCCAUACAACAGCUGCCCCCACACCAGCUGCAGCCUUGAUGACAACUGCAGCCCCAACUACAACUGCAGCCCUGACUACAACUGGAGCCCCUACUACAACUGCAGCUCUGACUAAAAGUACAGUCCCCACUACAACUGCAGCCACCACUACAACUGCAGCUCUGACUAAAAUGACAGCCCCAACUACAUCUGCAGCCCCCACUACAACGACUACAACUGCAGCCUCGACUACAACAACUAUAGUUCUCACAACAACAACUGCAGCCUCUACAGGUCCACCAUUAGGAAACGAGGGUGUCCAGAACCUGUUUUUUAGAAUUAUUAGACCUUUUGUAGAUGAGUUGUUAAACCCAAGCUCCCCUGAAUUCCAGGAUCUAGCACGUCUUAUCGUCACACAGUUGAACCGUGCCUAUCGCAGAAGAUACCCCAGAACCUACAGGAGGUGUAGGGUUCGAGGUCUUAGGCGUGGGCGUCCUUUGUCUACUGUUGUCAACCGGAUGGACACCAUACUAGUAGACACAGAACUGAUAUUUGUCAACCAGUCUGUGGUUGCAAAUGUGACUGAGAUAGAAACAGCCCUUCAGGAGGCCAUUGAUGAUUCAACUGUUGACUUGAACAUCAUUCCAUCCAGCAUUAAUGCAGCAGCCACUAACACCUCUACUCCAGCUACAACAAGCAGUGCCAUGGCAACAAACAAACCCCAGGAAGUCAUCACAUUUCUGUUUCCUCUUUAUCUAGUCAUUUACUUUCUGUCAGCAGAUAUGAGGCUGCCUCAUAUUUUUUGCCAGAUAAAUAAAUAAGCCUUUAUGAUUUGGAUACUUGAUGCUACUCUAUGACGGGUAAUUUGUUUGAACAGAUUUCUAAAAAAAAAGUGCCUUUCCAGGCAUAUCCUUCACUGAGUGCCUCAUUGAGCCAUUGAUCAGGUAAUCAAAGUUCUUUAUACAUAUAUCACGUUUCUUAUACAGUCAUGGACAAAAGUAUUGGCACCCCUGCAAUUCUGUCAGAUAAUGCUCAG